GUUCACGUUGUAGAUAGCCACUUGCAGUAAGACGUACCCCGCAAUGCGAUUUCAGAGAUCCGACUCUCAACUUCAUGAACAUGAGCAUGAGCUAACCUACCCCACCUGUUAAAUAGGUCGUCGGCGCCGUUGCUGCCGUUGUUUCGGCGUUCCACGGUGGAUCAGAGCUGGUAGCUCAUAUCAAAAGAAGGCACCGGAGACGAAGCAGUCGAACGCAGACUCAACAAGAUUUCGAGGAGAAACAGCUUCAAGACUCUCUUGAGACGGGAGAAGUUCAAGUUGCUAAGCGAUAUGCUGCUGACGUUCAAGAUUUCGGAGAAAUUGUGCGGAUCGGUGACACCAUAGCGCGCGAUCGAUUAUUGCAUAUUGCCGUAGUUAUGCAAGCAGAAAUUAUCAAGAGCUUGCAACUUGCUGUCAAGAAUGAAAAUGCGGUGCUGAAUCUUAGACUCCUCCACGAGGCGUCCAUCAUGAAUCGUAACGAAUCUAUCGUGACGUUGGAUGAGAUGAAACAAAGGAUUCUGAUAACACGCCCCCUUAAGCGGACAUUGUCAACGUCGCCUCAGGAUCGGCGAGAUUCCAGAAUCUCUGUCGAGACGGUGCAAACAAUUCGGCCUGGAAAUAAUCCUCCUGUGCCAGAUUCCUAUGCCCCUUCUGCUGUCAGCAACCCUGCGGCUGUGGAGUCUAAAAGUGCAAAGACCGGUUUAGCCAAGUAUCUCAGUAUGAAACGCAGUGGCAGCCAGUCUUCUACUUCUAGUCAAUCCCCUCCACCUGUCACUGCUUCUGGAGGUUUUCCAUUCAGCCCAGCCCUACAGCAACUUCUUCAAGGUCCAGAUCGAGUAUCUAUCAUGAAGGACAUCGACGAGAUAAUCAGCUCCUACCAGGGAUUACACAUGGACGAUGAAAGACGAGACACUUUGGCCAUGCUUCAUGGCGGGCAUGGAGCGAAGCGAGAUACACUGGCGGUUUUGAAUGCUGGAGAUAGCUACCAACGCGACAUGAUGGGCAUGAACAGAGAUGCAAUGCAGAUGUUGAGGAAUCUUCCACCCACACCAGAGGAGGCGCACGAGAACAAAGAAUACCCAGCAUUCAAUCAUGAUAUAUUCAAUCCCCAGCGAGCUUAUGACCAGUAUUUUAGCAAGCCGAAUCCACCGCCACAGCGCCAAACGUCGACCGAAUCAAGAUGGUCAGCCUCCAGUUCUGUAUACUCAGAUACAGUGCCACCAUCUCUAUAUAGCCACGACUCAGCAUCGUCAAGGGAGUCACCUACGCCGCCAUAUGCCAAUGACUUCCAUCCAACAGGAUCCGCACCCACUCAACACUUCUCUCAGCCUCACCAAUCUUAUAACACACCUCAACCACAACCAUAUCAUCCAGCGCCCCGGGACCUACCGACUUCAUCCAAUGCACCUUUCACCAUACCACCACCCACCCGCACACCUCCAACACGCGAUGACCAGAACACCAACAGGGCUGGGAAUACGCGCUUUCAUAUCGUUCCCGAUGGCUCACCUAUCUCUUCCGCGUCCUCGACAUCUACAGUUAUCGCUCCAAGCGGAGGAAUUUCAGCUCUUGCUGCAGCCGCAUCCAGCACUAUGAUGGCCACAUCUACCGUACCACCACUUCCUCCCCCGAAACCCGCCUCCCUAAACUCGAACUCGUCGGAUCAAAUAUCCAUUAUUCGAGCCAAUCCGAACACUAUCCGCACGAACACUAUCCAAGGCCCCACUGCAGCCCAAGAAAUAAUGAUGUCGGGCCGGCCAUGCAAAGACAACAACUACUGGGGCUUCUGCAAGGGCGCCUGGGCCGUCCGCGAGGAGCUCAAGCGGGGGCUACAAAUCCAAGUCCGUCCGGACGGAAUGUACAACACGCACCAGGUCUGGCAGUGUCGCCACUGCCACUUCACCGGCUCGACGCACACCGCGAUCCACGCGUCCCGCAAGAACAAGAAAGAAACCAUCGUCGACCCCUCGGUGCACACUUCCGCCGCGGGUAUUAGGUACAAAUGGAUCUUCCUCGCGAAGUCACACGUCAAGAAGAAGACGCUGGAGAAUGCGCGGAAUCCGCUUGCGAGGCGAAAGGGCGAGCCGGAGGAGGAUUGCAAUUAUGGAUGCGUGAUUUGUUCGGUGGAGGGCAAUGUCACUGGCAUUUAUGGAAAUGUCGAGACGCUCAUGAAUCACAUCUUCAUGCAGCACACCCAGACGAUGAGUGAGAGGACGAUGAUCAAGAGCAGGUGUGUCAAGGGUAGAAGGGCAGGUGCUGACGAAGAGUGGGAUAUCAAUAUCCCCAUGAACGAAAUCGUACAAUUCUAGAAAGGAAGAUAUACAGUGUCCUUUUUUUCGGCUGAGAAAGGCGGCAAGACUUCUUCCCUAAAAUCAAGGAUUCGCCGUCUGUUUUUUCUUCUCUGGGUUCUUGCUUUGAGCAUUUCAUCUACUUUCUUGCUAGCGAUAUGAACUCGUCGAUACCCUAGUUAAGCUUUUUUUUGGCAAAAUAUUCUUCAAGUUUCUCUCUUCCCAUAUUCCUUUUCUCUUAUUUUUUUCCCUAAGGUUUUGGAAUGUACACAAUUUUUGGGAUCGAUUGGCGGGACAAACAGGGGUGGGAGCUUGUGUAUCUAAUUCAGCGAUCAUGAUAGUCGUGAAACAUAUUUAAAC
This is a messenger RNA of Aaosphaeria arxii CBS 175.79, 2648 nucleotides long. RefSeq lists its product as uncharacterized. NCBI's taxonomy places the organism in Eukaryota, Fungi, Ascomycota, Dothideomycetes, Pleosporales. The record is from RefSeq and is a predicted model, not a curated record. The coding region runs from base 378 to 2309 and encodes 643 amino acids. The transcript is spliced from 2 exons.